GUCAUACUUAUGUCAAAUUAUUGUUUAAUGAGAUUGUUUGUAUGAACUUAAAUAUAGUUUCUAUUUUACUUAAUAUCUACCUUAUGGUAAUUCUGUUGUGAAAUGAAACUUAAACGUGAUAUACAUGUGAUCCAGUGAUGUCGUUUGAUAAUGUCCGAACAAAUAGAAACUUAUUGCCGGCUGUGUGCUGAACCGACGCCUAAAACCCAGCUCAUAGAACCAGAAGAAGAUGUAGCUAUUACUUCCAAAAUACUCGCCAAACUAACCUGGAUCAACGUUGAUGUGUCUGUAUCAAACGGCCUUCCGAAUACAAUUUGUUUCUCCUGCUUCGACCAGCUCGAGAGAACUUGGGCUUUCUUAAACAAUGUAAGGUGUGCACAGGACAAAUUAAAUACUAUAUUUAAAAAGGAUUCCGAGGAAAAAGUUAUUGAAAUAGAUUCGAAAAACAAUUUGAAUUGCCAGAAUGUUGCUGGGAAACCUCUGGACAAAGAUUGGGAGUCAGUGGAAGGUUUUAAAUCGGAAAUUAAAGUUGAAAACGCUGAUAUAUUACAAGUCAUACCGAUAACGGAUAUAAAAGCGGAAGCAGAUAGUGAAGAAGAUUUUAAACUAAGAAUAGAUUAUGAUAGUUUAGAUUUAAGUUCGACUGAUAGCGAAGCACCCUUAGUUAUAACCAAAAAGAACAAGAAAUUAAAACGUAAAGUAAGAGAGAGCAAGAAAGAUGUAAAUGAAAUCUCAGUAGACUCGAUUGUAUCAUCGUGGGACGAACAAGGAUGUAGAUGUGCCGAGUGUGAUGCUCAAUGCAAAAGCAUAUUGUCAUUACAACUGCACUCAAUCCAAAUACACAAUAGCUGUUGCGUAUUCAAAUGUAUAGACUGCUCAAAAGUCGCUAGAGGUUACCGAUCAUUCAUAAGACACAUACGGACACACAACAGAGAUUUGAGACACUGCUGCGAAUAUUGCAACGAAGUAUUCAGCUCGAUAUCUAAACUAAAAUUACAUAAGGUUAAAGAGCACAGAUUUGUGUUCAAGACUAAAUGCACGUCUUGCGGCGCCGGCUUUGAUACUGUUGAACAACUAAACGAACACAAGGCGCUAUUUGUUAAGGACGCCAAGAAGAUUAAAAUAUCUGAAGCAAUUAAAGAGGAAAGUUCUGAAAUGAAGUGUGAUCAUUGCGAGAAAGUUUUUAAAACAAGAGCCAAUCUCUUGCAGCAUAAAUUACUCCACACCGAGAGGAUACGGAAUUUUGCAUGUCAUAUAUGCGGCAAGAUGUUCUUCACUAAAGGCACCUUAGUAACACACAUGGUUACUCACGAAGACACAAAGCCUUUUAAAUGCGACCACUGUCCCUUGACCUUCCGAGCUAAAGGCAACCUUAUAUCCCAUAUAUCAUUACAUUCUGGCCUGAAACCGUUCAUAUGUGAGCAAUGUGGUAAAAGUUUCAGAGUUAAAAGACACUUAAUGUCACAUUCCAUAGUACACACAGAUCUAAGACCAUUCGUUUGUGAAUACUGCCAUAAGGCUUUCCGUUUUAAGACCCGUUUAAAUCUCCACCUACGACAACACACCGGGGUCAAGCCGUACAAAUGUGUUUACUGCCAACGAGAUUUCACAAACGGAUCCAAUUAUAAGAAACACAUGAAGAGACGCCACGGCAUCGACACGUCAUCGAGAAUAAUGUUCAAUAACUCAAAUCCCGUCAAAGUUGGUGCUUUUAAUUUAAAAGCAAAUUCAUAACAAAAUUCUGUAUGAAUAUUUUGUUACAAGUAUUGAAUGAGAUCUAUAUAAAUCGGGUUGAAAUGUUUAUAACCCCAGCAGGAAACCUCUGUGGAACUUAGGCUGAGAUAUGCGAAUGAUACAUGCAUACAUGCAUAUGCGAGAUAUUAAGGGUUAUAUAUCUCAUUAUUGGCUCCCACAUCGUAUGAAGUUAAAUAAUAAUUAAACUUAAAUAACUCAUAUUUUCAAGUCUGUAGAUAAUAUAGAACGAAAAGUGAAAGUUAAAACGAUUAAUAACAAUUUAAACUUACUAAUCACAUGUAGUGUACAGUAAAUAGGUUUUUUGUAUACUUAUUUAUUUUUUAAAUCAAGCCGGGCUGCUGUCAACAAAUAUUUUUGUGAAUUAUAUUUGCUAAUGCCAUAGUAAAUAGUUUAGUUUU
Molecule: messenger RNA, 2153 nt
Organism: Danaus plexippus (monarch butterfly)
Lineage: Eukaryota; Metazoa; Arthropoda; Insecta; Lepidoptera; Nymphalidae
Product: zinc finger protein 485-like
Exons: 1
Coding region: 151-1734 (527 amino acids)
Biological process (GO): regulation of transcription by RNA polymerase II
Cellular component (GO): nucleus; chromosome
Molecular function (GO): chromatin insulator sequence binding; zinc ion binding
Source: RefSeq, a predicted model, not a curated record